Neodiprion fabricii is the source of this 982-nucleotide messenger RNA. RefSeq lists its product as uncharacterized. Bases 1 to 831 code for a protein of 276 amino acids. Gene Ontology annotation, biological process: engulfment of apoptotic cell; phosphatidylserine exposure on apoptotic cell surface; apoptotic process involved in development. Lineage: Eukaryota; Metazoa; Arthropoda; Insecta; Hymenoptera; Diprionidae. The transcript has 3 exons. Gene Ontology annotation, cellular component: plasma membrane. The record is from RefSeq and is a predicted model, not a curated record.
AUGUAUUAUGGAGUCAAAAUCCGAAUGUACGGAAUCAACGGGAAUGAGGAUAACCUUCGUUACUAUAAUGCAAUGGUCAAGGAUAAUGUAAAUCUAACGCUGCUCAUCGUAAUUAGAAGUUUUCUGUUCUCAGCAUUACUGCUCAUUUUAAAAAUGACGCUUUUCUUCAAUCAAGGCUCGGAUUCUGUAACACAUUGGACGAUCCUCGUUUGGUGUUAUACCGUGAUCAGCCUGGCCUGGAAUAUGAUAGGAUAUCAAUGCGCGGAGCGCUCGGCCCAACCGGAUAAGCAUCGAAUAACUAAAUUCGGGCAGGGUAUCAUGUUGCUGUGGUAUUCGGGUACAAUUGGGGCUCGGAUCCUUCUAAUCGCCAUUGCAGCAAGCCAAUGGCCAUUAUACACAUUUCUCGGUUGCAUGCUUAAUUGGAUACUGUGGACAGCCUGGAUAUACAAUCAGAAGGAUGGAGCGCAUAACUUUUGUCGUGAAUUGACAAGAUCUGAACUAACCGAACCGGCACAUUUAGACUUGUGGACUUUCCUUUUUUCGGCCGUCUUAGCUGAAGUCUAUACGUUCACUUUAGUAAAUUUCAAAGAAGGGUCCACUUUCCUUAGGUACUGCUUUUACUACGUGCUAAUGACACUGCAAAAUGGAACAGUGUUGAUACUUGACAUAUAUUUUGGCAGUUCGACUGAUGAAUUUUCAGUGACAUAUUUGUAUAUAUUUCGUAUUCUCUCUAUUUUAUUAUUUAUUACUGGCAUUGUUGCUAUGUUAAUAUAUUAUAUGUUCGUCCAUGCAAAAGUGAAAUGUUACGCAGUAACAUGCUGCCCAGUAUAGGUCACUGUUAAUAUUACAUUCAGUGCAGACAAUCUUUGCUAAUUUUUGAAUUUGAAAUCUACUUUUCAUUCUGUCAACAAUAUUACAUACCUUCAUCACCUAUGUAAGCACACUGAAUAAAGUUUGUUCUUUUUUUGUUUUUUAUAUAUCG